Molecule: messenger RNA, 3077 nt
Organism: Podarcis lilfordi (Lilford's wall lizard)
Lineage: Eukaryota; Metazoa; Chordata; Lepidosauria; Squamata; Lacertidae
Source: the annotation of a GenBank genome assembly
AUGACAUCGGUCCAGCGGCUCCUGCUCCUGCUCUCCUUGGCUUUUGCCAGCGUCUGUGUCAACGUGGGGCAGCCGUUUCCAGAGGGGGUGGAGAACGAGGGAAAGAGCAAUCUGGAUGGCAUCCUCCAAAGGGCAGAAAGCAUCAUCUUGAAGUCCAUUUUGAAGAAGGUGGACAAUGACAAAGAAGAUCCCAACAAAGGUAAAUGGUGUACCUUGGCAGUUGCUGAAGUUCAUGGCUGUAUUUGUUUAUGUGCCAUUUCCCUGUCUGUAAAGGGCCUCAAAGGGUGUGUGUGUGUGUUGAGGUUUAGGGAAUUUAAUGACAGUUGUUAGGAAGAAGAGGCAUGCAGUUCCUGCAUGCUGAGAGCAAGCGAUUCAUUAUUAAAUCACAUUUUUGCUCCCUUAUCCACUCAGUUCCAUUUCAGACUGGCCUCUCUAGGGAAGAGGCACUAUUCCUUUCAGUAUGUGCACGCUGCUCUCUGGUUCAAUCUAUGGCAUAUCCAGGUAUGGCUGACAAAACCCUGGAGAGCCACUGCCAGUCAGUAGAGACCAGGGGUGUGCAGUUAGUAGGUUGGGAUCAACUACGCAGUUAACAAUAUAUAUGGUGACACAGGGAGACCUGCAGAAGUUAAGGGCAAACUGACAGUUAAGAGAGGGCUGCUGGAUGCUGCAACUGGAGAAGCAAAAACUCAGGGCUGUAUUUAGCUUGUUGUGUUAACGUUGUUGCUCACAGUGUUGAGGUAAACCCCUUGUUCUUUUCAAACAGUCGCCUUCUGUCUUCCUAUGCACUAACUAAAUCAUAUUGCACAUUGGAUCAUCAAGGAGUUCCGACUCCAUUUUUAUUUUCAAAAUAGCAAGAACAAAAAGCUUCCCCUUUUAGCUUAGGCUGUGUUCAGGUGAAAGGAGGUUUUGAGAGUGUGUGGCACCAGAGAUGGACUUUUUGGAAUUUGCUAGCAGAAGUUUGAUACCAAAAACAGAUUCCUGUAAUGAGAGGGAUGUUUCUUCUUUCAUCUGUGUUAUCACCCACCCCCCUUGACCACUAUCACUGUUUUGCACCUGGAUCUGGUUGGUUCUAGUAAAAAACAAAGUAGAUCCUGCCCACCUGAAACUCGCCCACCUCUGGUGUAAAUACUACUGAGCUAGAUGAACUGAUGGUCCAACUCAGUAUAAAGCUGCAGCCUAUGUUCCUGGAAGAACAUGAGUUAACCUGCCUAUGCCUGAGAGACUGGUCUGUACUGGGGCUGCAUCUGACUGCAACUUUCCAAAUAUGUUCUCUCAACAAUUAACACUGGGCAGGCACCCAUGCUAUACUAUUUUAAAAAGCCUUCUAAACACUUUAUUAUUUCAGCUAGCCGAUCCAGACACUAGUAUUGUAUACUUGCUUUUAGUGUUUGCUGAUUGGGGGUGUGUAUUAUUAAUAACAGUUUUAUAUUGUUCGACGGACACUGCAUAGAUUUUGGGGGUUUUUUGGUCACUUAAGCAAGAACACCAGUUGGAUCCACCUAUGAGAAGGAUCUUGACCACGGGGAAAGAUGUUACUUCCACUUUAAUUCCAUUCCCAACUGUGAAAAAGGAAUAUCUCAGGGAGCUUCCAGAUGGGUGUUUAUUGUGGAAUGAGUGCUCCUUGUGCAUGCAUGGUUUUUGCAGCAUCCGUAUAAUAUGUCCCCAAGGUGUCAUUCACACAUACAAGAAGUCACCAUGGGUUAGGUCUAAAGAAAUGCAGAAGGAUUAUUCAGACAACACACUAAAAUGACAACGGAUAGUGUGGGAGUACUGAGAGAGAAAAGGGACAAUUCAGUUCACCUUUACAGGCUAACAUAACAACAUUCACAGGUGCUGAAGCAAUACAAGAACUGAAAGACAACCAUCCUUCAAAUUUUCCCAUAAUAGGAUUUUGCAGUGCAGUUCUUUAGCCAAGUAAUGUGUACACAAAUGCAUAUACAAGGGGGUAAUGCAUGCAUUUAAAUGCAUACAUUAGUGAAAACAGCAUACAAAAUGCAUUACAUAAGGGAAAAUAACUUGGCAAAAGUGUGCAUAUUUUGUAAAGCUGCAUAUAAAAAUGUCUAUAGUAGGAAAAAUAUAGUAGACACCCCCAGAUGCAUAUAAAUUAUACUAGAUACAUAUAAAUUAGCAUAUGCACAUCAGGAUUGUCUGACUCCCAAAUAUAUCCACUUGACUGCUUUUGGGCAAGUCCAUCCAGAUAUGUAGAAUGCUAACAUGCAUUUUAAUUUUCUAAGCAUACUGUUGGUUUUAAUUACCUUUUGAAUGUUUUGAAUACCUGUUUUUAACUGUAUGUUAUUGACACCGUUAAUUUAAUUGGUGUUAAAUGAACGGUGUAGGCUUUUUUGAAAACUGUUUAGAGGUUUUAUUACAUUCAGGCGGCAUCUAAUAGGUGUUAAAUAAAUAAAUGCUCCCUUUCAAUCAAGAACAACGUUAUUCUUGGAGUGUUUUAAUGCUGUUCAUUUCCUUGGGCAGAGCCAGGAGCUUUUCAGCCAGACUGGAUCUCAAAAAGGCAGCACCCUGGAAAGAGAUCUCUCUACGAUCUAGAAAAGAAGCAGCAUCCCGGGAAAAGGGAAGAUGUGGAUGAGGAAUCUUACGGAGAAACUGUGAAGCGUCAGCACCCUGGGAAAAGAGAGGAAGAGGAUGAAUUUGAUCCCUACUUGGAAGUGCAGAAGAGGCAGCACCCAGGCAGGAGGUACCUGCGAGAACAAUACCUUGACCUCCCUAGCAGCAGCCAGCUAGCUUAUCUGGAUGAAUUCUCCAAAAGGCAACAUCCAGGCAGGAGGUACCUGACUUACAGCAAACGACAGCACCCUGGCAAGAGGAGCUGGGAGGAGGAGAUUGAUGAGGGUGAGCAGAACUUGGAGAAACGACAGCAUCCGGGCAAGCGGUAUCUGGUGGAUGCAGAGAUCCCAGACUACACUACUGUCCCCUGUGAGCCCCAGGAUUCCUUUGAAUGUAGCAAAGGCAGCUUGCUGCUAGAGUUGCUCGAUAACGCAAGCAAGGGCCGUGUCGAGGAGAAGCGGCAACAUCCCGGAAGAAGGUCUUCAUGGGAUGGUGCGUUGGAGGAAGAGGAAUGA